Messenger RNA from Lactuca saligna, 792 nucleotides. The record is from the annotation of a GenBank genome assembly. NCBI's taxonomy places the organism in Eukaryota, Viridiplantae, Streptophyta, Magnoliopsida, Asterales, Asteraceae.
AUGGACAAAAAAGAUUCAAGUGAAAAUGAGAAAAAACGUCGCAGAGAUAUUAGAACCGGAUGUCAAGCAAAGCUACGAAUAACAAGACAGGAGGAUCGAAAAUGGUUGGUGGACUCGUUUAAUGACACACACAACCACGACUUGACCAUGACACCUACGAAGGUGAUGAAGCAUCGAUCUCAUAGCAGUUUCCACCGUUCAAUAGAAGGUAAAUCUCUUAUGGUGCAAUUUGGUCAAGCAGGGUUGAAACCUUCUCAGAUUAAAAAGGCUGUUAAUACAAUGAAAACCUCAAAUGUAGCUGAUGUUACUUCAAAGCAAUGUGCCGAUGUCUUAUCUGAGCAACGAAAACAACAUAAAGGAAAGGAGUUCUAUGGACUUAUAAAACAUUUUCAAGAUAAAACAUUAGUUGAUAGUGACCAGUAUUUUGUUGUGGAUUUGUCUGAUGAUAGGUAUCCUAGAAAUAUCUUUUGGGCUGAUGCUAGAUCAAGAGAUGCUUAUACAAAAUUCAGAGAUGUUGUUGUGUUUGAUGUCACCUAUAUGACUAACAAGUUCAAGAUGCCUUUUGCUCCAUUUACUGGUGUGAAUCAUCAUGGGCAGUCUAUACUUUUUGGUGGAGCAUUGCUUGAAAAUGAAAACGAAGAGUCAUUUGAAUGGUUAUUUGAACAUUUCCUCAAAUGUAUGUUUAACAAGUAUCCGAAAGCAAUUAUAACAGAUCAAGACAAAGCAAUGGGAAAUGCAAUAAAAAAGUGUUUCCGAAGACUCGACAUCGUUUUUGUUCAUGGCAUAUCAUGA